Oncorhynchus tshawytscha (Chinook salmon) is the source of this 5577-nucleotide messenger RNA. Its product is annotated as forkhead box protein O1-A. Gene Ontology annotation, biological process: regulation of transcription by RNA polymerase II. Lineage: Eukaryota; Metazoa; Chordata; Actinopteri; Salmoniformes; Salmonidae. Gene Ontology annotation, cellular component: nucleus. The record is from RefSeq and is a predicted model, not a curated record. The transcript is spliced from 4 exons. Gene Ontology annotation, molecular function: RNA polymerase II cis-regulatory region sequence-specific DNA binding; DNA-binding transcription factor activity, RNA polymerase II-specific. Bases 343 to 2526 code for a protein of 727 amino acids.
ACCCAAUGUCUGUUACCAGUUUACUUCGUAGGAUUUACAAAAGGUAAUUUAGUAUAACCGUGAUUGACACUGACAGUAGACAUCGACAAGCGUGAUAUACAUGCUACGAACAGAACACGGAUACACUUUAACUGUAACCGCGCAGUUUUAGAUAAAGGAGCUAAACAUUUUUUUGUAUUACUUCAUCGUAAACCACCGGCGGUUAUCAACCAGUGCCUUCUAUCUGGGAGUUCGUGAAGAAGUGACGACGGUUUCUACACUUUUACAUUUGGUGCCUGGACUGGUCGAUUCAUUGAGUGUCUUUAUGUGACAGUUGCGCUAUUUGCCCGUUUGCUUUUCGAGAUGGCAGAAUUACCACCGCCGCAACAGUUGGUUGAUAUUGACCCGGAUUUCGAGCCGCUCUCCCGCCCCCGGUCAUGCACCUGGCCUCUGCCUCGACCGGAGUUCAUCGAACCCGCCAGCUCGAACACAUCUUCACCGGCGCCUGCAGUCAAGCAGGAGCCUGUCGAAUACAUUAGUAACCUCAGUUUGUUAGAGGAGUCAGAGGACUACCAGGAGGAUGAGAAACGGCUCGUUUUGUGCAAUGAUUUUCAAUGCCAGGAGAAAUGCAUACACCAGCAACAGCAGCAACAUCAUCCACAGCAGUUACAGAAACACCCGGGUACUCUGCUGCCACACCAGCAACAGGUGCCCCCGCUCUCGUCUCCCGUCGGGUCAAAUUCGGUGGCCGCUGCUGCCGCCGCUGCGCAGAGGAAAAGCAGCUCGUCGCGUCGGAACGCGUGGGGGAAUAUGUCCUACGCGGACCUCAUCACCAAGGCGAUAGAGAGCUCACCCGAGAAGCGACUCACCUUGUCUCAGAUCUAUGACUGGAUGGUGAAGAGCGUGCCAUAUUUUAAGGAUAAAGGAGACAGUAAUAGCUCUGCAGGUUGGAAGAACUCCAUCCGCCACAACCUGUCCCUCCACAGUCGUUUUGUUCGUGUGCAGAACGAGGGGACAGGGAAGAGCUCCUGGUGGAUGCUGAACCCCGAGGGAGGGAAGAGCGGGAAGUCCCCCCGACGUAGAGCUGCCUCCAUGGACAACAACAGCAAGUUCACCAAGAGCAGAGGACGGGCUGCAAAGAAGAAGGUGGCUCUCCAGGUGGAUGGGGGCGCAGACAGCCCGGGAGGCUUCCAGUACUCCAAGUGGCUCGGCAGCCCCAACUCCCAUAGCCACAGCAACGACGACUUUGAGGCCUGGACCACCUUCCGGACGCGCACCAGCUCCGACGCCUCCACCCUCUCUGGCCGUCGUUCUCCCUUCUUGGAACAGGAGGUCGACCUAUCAGAGGCCGACAUCCACAUGGGCUACCCCGGAGGGGUGGGGCCUAAGAUGACCUCCAUGGCCACCCUGCCUAGCCUAUCAGAGGUGGGCCUGGUCGACUCCAUGGGUGGUCAUCACCACGGUCACCACGGAACAGAGAACGUGAUGGAUAGCGUCCUUGACAACCUCAACCUGCUGUCCCCCAAGAAUCAAACCCAGCUGGGGGUAGGCGGUGGUCCUGGGUCUGGGCCUGACUCCUCCCGGUCCUCUCCCUCCUCCAAGCUUCAGAACAGCCCUUAUAGCUCCCCUUCCAUGACCCCUCACCCCCAGCCCCAACAGCAGGACUAUAGGAAGUGCCACUACGGCCAGGCCGGGCCAGGGAUGAAUAGCCCACAUCUCUCUCCCAUCCCCAUGCAGACUCUGCAAGAGAGCAAGUCGCCAGGGUCCUUCGCACCCUUCCUGAGCCAUUACAACUGCCCUGCUGGGCUACUCAAGGAGCUGUUGACCUCUGACGUAGCCGACCCUUGUUGUGGUGGGGAGGCCAUGCCCUCCAUGGAGACUGUAGUGUCCCAGUCUGGGAGAGGAAGAGGAGGGCGGAUGCUUCCCAACUACAGCAGCCAGGGGCAGGUAGGGGGGCACGGGGGGGUGAAGAUAAUGAGUCCCCCACCUCAGCAACACCCACAGCACCCUCAGUCACAUCCUCACCCUCACCCGCGGCCCCUCCACAGCCAGGGCCCUCCCCCCUCUGGGCCCUCCAUGAACAGCUGUGGCCUGAUUCCCCUGACCAGCCUGAACCACGCCGGGGGCCCAGCCCGUCUUGCUAGCCUCAGGACACACAUCCACCAGCUACAGCAGCAGCCACGUGGUGGUGGUCACCCAGCCUCAGGCCACCAAAACCACAGUCCCCACCACAGCGGAGCUCCUCCACCCAGCUACGGCAGCAGUGCUAAUGGUUAUGUGAGGCCAGGUCCAGGCCACGGCCACAGCUCUGGUCAUCCCCAGGCUCACCAUCACCACCAAUAUCACAACCAUCAUCAGGAGAGGCUGCCUAGUGAUCUAGACGACAUGUCCAUAGAGAGGUUCGAGUGUGACAUGGAGUCUGUUCUUCAUGACACGCUGAUGGACGGAGACUCGCUGGACUUCAACUUUGACCCCAUGGUAACCUCUCAGGGGUUCAGUCAGGGGGUUGGGGUGAAGACCACCACACACAGCUGGGUGUCUGGCUAGGACACACACCUCUCAGACAGAUUUUUCACCCUUCGACACUGGCCUUCAUUAAGAGAAUGGAAAGGUCUAAGGAAACCAUUGCCCCUCUCCACAGCACUAUCAUCAGCCCGUCCCAAUUCUCUCACUAUCCAUUGCAGAUCUGUAAGGUGGAAGAAAUAAUGCAUUUUGCGAAGAUCGAAGGGUAAGGGCUUAGAGAGUGAAUCGGGGCUGGCUGAGACUGUGCUUGUUUGGAGGGAACGUCUCGUCUGAAGUUGGCUUUGUAAAUACAGCAGCGCCUGACUCGGCACAAUGUCAUUCACUUCAACAGAACCUGGAAGAAGCUGGAGCCUAAUUUACAAAAAGCUUUGUUUUGUUGUGAAAUAUAUUUUGUUUUUAUUUUGUUUUUAUUGUGUUAUUAUCGUUUUUGGGCUCUCACAUGAUGUUUUUGGGCUCUCACAUGAUGUUUUUGGGCUCUCACAUGAUGUUUUUGGGCUCUCACAUGAUGUUUUUGGGCUCUCACAUGAUGUUUUUGGGCUCUCACAUGAUGUUUUUGGGCUCUCACAUGAUGUUUUUGGGCUCUCACAUGAUGUUUUUGCAAGUGUAUUUCUUUUUUAUGUUCAGUGUCAAAAUCACACAAGAUCAGGGCUAGUUUUAGCUCUUCAAAAACAACUGGAAUGGAGUCUGUUCUACUCUACAUUCAAGUGGGGUCAGUCCCGCCCUUCAGGGUGCUUUUCAACAAGGUUGUCAAAAAGCAUUUGGCAUAUUAUGUAUGAAUAAAAUAUUAGGGAUGUAAAAUAUGCUACAAUACUUCAAACAUAUGUAAUGUAUACUGUGUGUAUAUUUGUGAAAAGGAAUAUUCUUACAUUUUUAUUAUUCUUACACCUUUCUCUGUGUGCAUUUAAAAUUCCCUUUUCAUUGCCUCUCAUUACCUUUCAAAUGACCAAUAUGCUAUGCUAUGUUGAACCAUCUACCCAGAAACCAGGCCAGCAUAGGGAUAGCCAAAGUCACAGUGAUAGGACAAAUCAGACUAGUUCAGUGAUGAUAUAUAUAUGUAUUUUAGUGACAGGACAAAUCAGAGAAGUGCAGCAAGUGGUUACUUAUCUAACAUCUCAGGCUAUUCUUUCCUCAGCUGUUCAUCACUCUUCCCUUCUCUUGCCCUUCACGUCUCUUUCGAGUUACGAUUCCUAAUUCCAUCUACUUUUCUCUAAUCAUCAUCUAUCUGAUUGUGACGAUCACACUCUCCCUGGCCUUCAUUCAGCUCGCAUCCCUGACUCCCUUUUCUCACUCCCACCAUUUCCCUCCCACUCUCCUACCCUUUUCUAACUCACCUCUCUUUGUGCCUUAUUACUCUCAAUUCCUCUCUUCAUCUCUCGCUCUCGCCCCCUCUUCCUCUCCUUCUCUGUCUGUGGGUGUGAGGGCGCUGUAUGCAUUAGGAGGGCAGUGAUAAUUUGAGAGGCUGAUAAUGGACUCUAGUUUAUCUCACAUAACAGUGCUCAACAGCAGAACACAGGAUUUGAGCUUUUUUCCUCCCUAGCAACCCUCCCUCUCUUCCUCCUUUUUUUUGUCACACACCAAAACGUGUAACCUAAAUAACCUGAUGUUUUAGAGUCAGUGUGCUGAUUCACUGCACCUUUUAUAGUCUCAGAUUUAUGUAAGUAAGUUUUGGAAAGUCAAGGCUUUAUUUGUUACUAGACUUUGCAUUGUAGUUUAUAAUAAUUCCCUGAGUGACCUGUGAGAAUCUGUGUAGUGCUGGAGUAACCUGGUAGAGUCUGCACCUAUAGGUUGCUAUUUGGGACUUAACCUAAAUCAGCUGUUUCAAACUCCAGGCACGGGAUCUACUGUAUAUUAGCCCCACAAGAUGCUUUCUUGUGUUCCCCAGAUUAAUAUCUCAUUUGAGUUUGAGGUCUAAAUGGAUUCCCCUCUUUUACCAGCCUCUCCCCCACUUGGCUGUUUACUAAACAUGCUUAAUUAAUGCAAUUUAAGAUGAGUUAACGCACACUCACACACUCAUACCUCAACUUAUUUUACCUCUCACCGUUCUGUCACAGUACAUGGGAUUGGGUAUGUAAAAUAUGAUCCAUAACUUUUUUCUUGAUAUACAGUAUGGAUGGACAUGUUAUUGAUGUUACAAUGGACCAUUCACAAACCUUACCAGCUAUAUGUGUACUGAGUGAUAUAAUAUAUUUCUUCUUUCACUUUUUGUUGAUUCCAUUUUUUUCUCUCAAAACAAUACCCCUUACCUACUUUCAGCAUGUGACCUCACUGUAAAUAAUAAGAAAUUAAUAUGUAGAUUAUUUGAAAUUCAUGAAACAUUUAAGAUAGGGUAUGCAGUACCUACAGAGACCCUAUUGUGAGAGACUGUCUGCAUCCCAAAUGGUACCGUAUUCCCUAUAUAGUGCACAUGGGGUUCUGUUCAAAAGUAGUACACUACAUAGGGAAUAUGGUGCCAUUUGGGACCGACACACUAUGUUAGUUCCAGUUUUCAGAUCAUCAUUCUUGAGAAAAUUAUAUCGUAUAAAAUCUUUUUAUUAUUAUUAUUAUUAUCUUAACUUUUUGUAACUAUUUGAUUUGAUUUAGAUACUCAACAAAAAAAUGAAGUAUUCAGCUAAUAGAUUAUGCAAUGAUUUAAGUGCUCUUUUUGUUUUUGGAAACUGACAUUGUUACUUAGCUGCUGUUUGUAUAAAAAAACGAAUAAGUGAAAGUAGACAUUUUGAAAUUGACUUCGUAAACAACAUAUACACAAAAGAUAACGUGAAUAAAAGUUGGACCAAUUUACGUUUACAAUGUUGCACUUCUAAAGUUUUGUAGUUUGCUCAAGUGUUUUGUAUAAUUAGUUUUGACUGUAAAGAUUUGACAGAAAACUGCUUAUCCUCAAACAUAAACAAGUGUUUGGGCCUGUUACAUUUCUUAAUUUAUGUAUGGAAAGUCAAAUGUAUUUUGAUAUUUGUCUGAGAUUUGCCAUAAAAGUACAAUGAGAUUUGUUUAUGAAUUACAAAUGAUCUACAGUGGGGUCCGGAAUUAUUGGAUCUCUUAAUAAAGAUAAGUUUCUUUGAAUAAAGUAUGCUCAAUAAA